Drosophila elegans is the source of this 414-nucleotide messenger RNA. RefSeq lists its product as uncharacterized. The transcript is spliced from 3 exons. The record is from RefSeq and is a predicted model, not a curated record. Lineage: Eukaryota; Metazoa; Arthropoda; Insecta; Diptera; Drosophilidae. Bases 1 to 414 code for a protein of 137 amino acids.
AUGUUGCCAAGCUCGCCCUAUGCGGAUGUGGAUUUUGCGGAGGAUGCGGUGGAGGAUUUGGAUGUGGACGUCGAUGUGGAUGCAUACUCGCCUUUCGAGUUUACAAAUAUUAACUACAAUUCGCUGGAUGAAUCAUUCUCAAAAUUCGAAUAUUGCUAUCUGAAGUCUGUGAAUCGAACAUACAAAUACAUGUCCCUAAAAGUGAAUCCUCUCAAGUUGCCUAUUCGCAAAAUUAAACAUGAUGUCCAGGUGGAUAAAUUACCAUAUUCUUAUUUUAGCUACCAAUUGACGCUUAUAUUGCCAUUUCCGGAAGGUGACUAUGGGUUUUUCAGCAUUUGGUAUGCAGAUGGAAUUAAACGCGCAAUGCUAACGCCUAUGGCACACUAUCCUCCCCUAGUAUUAAAAAAAAAAUAA